AUGCACUCAUCAGGACCCCGCUCUGCCGUCAUGUUGCUCCGUAGACUGGCCACACUCCUGUCCCAGCAGGCCACUCUGAUGGCGUCCAACGAAGCCUUCAAGAAACAGGCCGAAGGAGCGAGCUCUGCGGCCAAGAAGUACAUGGACGAGAACGAGCUCCUGCAGGAGAAGCUGCGUGACGCUGGCAUCGAGAUCCCAGGGGUCGGGGAAGGCGCUGGACUCCAGGAGGAAAACAAAACUCUGAAAUCUGAACUGAAGACGCUCAAAGAGGAACUCGACUCCUCCAAGAAAGCUCUGCAGAAGUCCGACAGUGACGUCCGGGCCAUGAAGAAGCAGUCGGAGAACCUGACCGUGGAGUACGACCGGCUGCUGGAGGAACACAGCAAGCUCCUGGCCACAAGUGACAAAAAGUCUGAUUGA
Molecule: messenger RNA, 420 nt
Organism: Knipowitschia caucasica
Lineage: Eukaryota; Metazoa; Chordata; Actinopteri; Gobiiformes; Gobiidae
Source: the annotation of a GenBank genome assembly